AUGCAACGAAUUUUAGAGAGUCAUCCAAAUCACCACUUCCUGCUCGAAGUGCCAGAACUCUGGGUGCUAGAUUCGACGGUCGAAUACCCGUUUUCCCCUGUGGCAGCAUUUUUCUUGGUCACCACCUUUAUGUGCACCAAUUUUUUGACAGGAGGCGUCUGUCUAAUAGCGCACAGUUUUCAUUUGCUCAAUUCGCGCUGCGGCCAUAUGAGCGCUGCAACGCGAAAAAUGCAGAAGCAGUUGAUCAUCAAUAUGUUGCUACAGCUAUGCAUCCCCUUCAUAUCAUUGACCUUCCCAUGGUGGAUUGGUGGAAUCAUCAUUGGCUUUGAUAUCGAAGUCCCACAGGCCGUACCAAAGCUCUUCUUCAUCAUUAACGGAUGUCAUGCAAUAAUAUCCUCCCUGGAGAUUAUUUACCUCACCAAACCAUAUCGAGAAUUUAUCCUUGGGCUGUUUUGGCCAAAAAAGACACAUCCCGACACCAGCGUGUCGAUCGUCAGUCUUCGCUCGUCGGGGAACCACGUUUGUGCCAUACUUUUCGAGCUGUUUCUGCAUUUGGUGGUGCCCGAAUGGUUUAUCCCACCGUUGUGCUAUCGAUUUCACGGGUUGUUGGGCGGGCUUGGUCCAAAUGCUUUGAUGAUUAUCGGUAGCGCACUGUUAAUGAUGGUGGCAAUCGGGGUAGCCUGCUGUUUUGUGUAUCGUCAUCGCCAGUUAUUACACGCCGGACAUUGGGCUAGGUUUCCCCCUUGGCUUUGGACGUUGUUGCUGGCCUGCCUGUAUCUGGUGCUAACCGGAGCCUUCACUGCUAUGAACAGUAUGGCUGUAUUCACACAAGAUACAGAUGGUCCGGCAAUGCAAGGCAUUCUAAAGCGGUAUAAAAAUUGGCAAUUCCUCAGCAGCGUUCCUGAUAUAUGGCUUAGCGAUGCGAAGGCAGACAGUUUCGAUUCGUCCGGUGUUUCCGCGCCGAUUGCCUUCUUUUCAUUGCUCUGCAUUUGCAUGAUCACUUAUAGUUUUGUGGCUUGGUUCCUCAUCGGGCACAGUCUAUAUUUACUGAACUCACAUCUUGGCCAUAUGAGCGAUGCGACGCGGCGGAUGCACAAGAUUCUGCUAAAAAAUAUGUUCCUCCAGUUAUUUAUUCCCUUUUUAACAAUGUCCAUUCCAUGGACGACAAAUGAGUGCGCCAAAAACACAAUACAUCCGCUAUGGGGCUGGAUUCCGGAUCGAGACGACGCACAUUACCCGUCCGACUGUCAAAAUCGCAUCCGCGGUUUCGCGAAGCUCGGAAAAGCUAAUAAAUUAAUUGCCGAAGCCAACGUCAUAGCCACAGACAUCAAGAAAUACGCUUUCGGAUUUCGUGAUUUUCUGCGGGUUUGCUCGUGGUCCGCCUCUACACCUGCCGGGCCCAAUAUUUCAGCGAAUCAAAAU
This is a messenger RNA of Mesorhabditis spiculigera, 1422 nucleotides long. Lineage: Eukaryota; Metazoa; Nematoda; Chromadorea; Rhabditida; Rhabditidae. The record is from the annotation of a GenBank genome assembly.